Molecule: messenger RNA, 624 nt
Organism: Anthonomus grandis grandis
Lineage: Eukaryota; Metazoa; Arthropoda; Insecta; Coleoptera; Curculionidae
Product: protein YIPF3-like
Exons: 1
Coding region: 1-594 (197 amino acids)
Source: RefSeq, a predicted model, not a curated record
AUGAGUUCCAGAGUGAUUUUUAUUGGCUCUCCAGUAAGUUCUGGUAAAAAUUAUAGAAAAUUAUUCUCAGUAAGUGUGUGGGAUCUUUAUUUUCGAAUAUUCGCCUCGUUUAUGCCCCCAUUUGGGGCCAAAUAUAGGAGAGUGUAUGUGGACCUGAUAGGGCCCUUAUUGGCAUGGAUCUCUUUAACUGUUUUGCUCACUUAUGGAAAUUUGUUUAAAAACAACACAUUGUCUCCAGUGAAAGUUAUGAUUAUUUAUGGAGGUUUUAUGCCAGUGUUUUGCUAUGGUUUAGCUAAAUUGGGUAAGUCGGGUAUAAGUUUCUUGGAAAAUUUAUCACUAGUUGGGUACUCUCUCUAUGGACACUUAUACACUUUACUGAUUUCUUUUGUGUUAUUUCGUGAGAGUAGUAAUUCCUUUUUUUUCUUGUCAAUGAUUGUUUUCGGAGGUUUGAGCUCUUUGAGGUUAAUUUUGGUUUUUUUGAAAACUAUACCAGUGCCAGGGGUUCGGCUGUUAGUUUGUAGCAGUAUAGCUUUAGUGAAUAUUUUAUUUUUGAUUUACUUACAUUUCUCUUUUAUGCAUAGAAAUGUUUCUUGAGUGUAAUAAAGUGAUUCGAGUUUGAAGAAG